ACCCGAGAGGGUGUGGUUUAAAAAUAAGAAAGCUACAGGAAACAUGUCAGUGGGAUUAUAGGGCGUAUAUAUAAGAACACAGCCAGUCAAAGAGCAGAAGAACACAAACUAACCACAGAAAAAUCUGAGAGGAGGCAACCGGGCUACUGCAAAAACAGAGCAUAAAAGAUGGCAGACGCAGCUGUUGCAGCACCCGCCGACAAGAAGGCACCGCCGAAAUUCAAGCAGAGGGCAACUCGUACUUUCAAGAGCAAAGCCCCUAAACCAGGCCAGAAGGGAUUUGGAGAUGACAUCCCUGGCAUGGAGGGUCUUGGCACAGAUAUCACAGUUGUUUGCCCAUGGGAGGCCUUCGGGGACAUGGAACUCAGCGACCUGGCAAAAUAUGGAAUUCUCUAGAAACCUCCCAUGUCUUCAGCACAACUAUUUUUACCUCCCUGCAAUAAUUUUCUUGCUCCCAUUUUGCCCACCUCACCCUGUUCUCCAUCACCUCCCAAAAUAUCUGACCUGAUGUGUGUUGUUGUAUUAGGGCCAUGUCUUUGCACAAAAAAUGUAUCACCAAGGAUCAUCCAAGAAUGGCAAAUGUGAAUUUGAUUUUAAAAGAUUAUUUAUUUAUAUAUGCUUCACUGGGAUAUCUAUUCUUUGGACAACAACUUUUAUUUUCUUUAUGCACACUUUGCACUCGGCAUGUGAACUGGUUUGAUCACUGACAUUAAACCUCAUUUCUUCCACUUUUACCCACCA
Mugil cephalus (flathead mullet) is the source of this 741-nucleotide messenger RNA. Its product is annotated as retinal cone rhodopsin-sensitive cGMP 3',5'-cyclic phosphodiesterase subunit gamma-like. Gene Ontology annotation, cellular component: photoreceptor outer segment membrane. The transcript has 3 exons. NCBI's taxonomy places the organism in Eukaryota, Metazoa, Chordata, Actinopteri, Mugiliformes, Mugilidae. The record is from RefSeq and is a predicted model, not a curated record. Bases 169 to 396 code for a protein of 75 amino acids. Gene Ontology annotation, biological process: visual perception; positive regulation of epidermal growth factor receptor signaling pathway; positive regulation of G protein-coupled receptor signaling pathway. Gene Ontology annotation, molecular function: 3',5'-cyclic-nucleotide phosphodiesterase activity; cGMP binding.